AUGAUAGCUAAUAUAACAUGUGAUAAAGAAUGGCGAGGUGAACAAGGUGCUUCAUUAUGUCCACUUAAAUCAAAAGACUACUUCGCCUCACCUGAAGUAAUUCUUGCUCACAACUGGGUAUUUUGUGAUGCUUGUAGAGAUGCGAGAAUUUUGGAGAAAACAAAAGGACAAGAUCUGAUUUUCAGUAAUCGAGUACCAUCAUGGAUACAACAUGAACAAGGAAUGGUAGAAGAAAAUUUUGUGGAAGACAAGUUAAAAAUAAAGAGAAAUAAGAAAAAAUAUCAAAAAAAGAAACGUGAAAUAGAUGAAGAACUACGGCGAAUGAAAGAUAAGCCUUUACCUGACAAAAAAGCUUUACAUGUUUUAGUGAAGAGUGGACUUAGCAAAUCCGAUGCACUUUCAAAGUUCGUCGAUGAAAAACGAGAAAAAGCGAAAAAAAUUAAAAAAUCUGAAGUGGAAACGCAAAAAAAGACUGCUCGAGACCAUAUGCCAUGGGCACCACAUAUACAUCCAUUGUUAAAAAAUAAGGUUUCUGUACUUAAUCGACUUGUUGAUCAUCAGCGUUAUGUUGCUAUUGCUUCCAAUUUUUUAAAUCCAGAGCCACUGCUUCGUUAUCAACAUAAUAGAAAAGAAUUGCAGAUGAUGGAUAAUAAAUUAUUAGAUGAGAGAAGAGAAUAUCAGAAAAUAGUAUCGGAUUAUGUGUUAAAAAAGAAGCAAACACUUUUUUCUUGUAGUGAUAAGGCAGUUCAUUACGUAUUGCAAAGAUUGAACAAACGCCGAGAUUCAGUCAUUGGCAGAUACGGAAAUGCAAUCUAUACGAUCAGCAGUGAGAAUAUUAGAAAUAAUUUUCGAGCUACUUCAGUUCCUGAACUUGUACAAAUUUUCCAUUAUGGACAUGUUCCAAAAGUAAAUUUUCCAAAUGAACGAAAACGAUUUGCGUUCUCUAACAAUGUCGAUGAAAUUAAUGAACUAUUUCAAAUUCGAGAAUGUGAGGAAUUCCCAUUGGAGAAAGAUGAAUUAGCGAUAACUUUGGUAAUGAAACAAGAUCUAGCAUGUGUAAUGUGCGCUAGUAGUGCUGUUGCAUUAAUGCACAAGCCGUUUUUAACUGAUUCAUCCAAUAUGUUAAUUCCGAUCACCGUAUUAGAGCGAUUCGACGAUGGAUAUAGAAAAAAGAUUUGCGUUGUUGGGAAACCUUAUCCAGAAUCUCCGAUAAAUCAUCCAACUGUAUGGCGUCGAUUUUUAAAAUAUUCUGUCAAAGCAGCAAUUUAUCCUAAGUUUGAAUCUUGCAAUGUGAUUUCAUCUCAGUGUGCUCAAUCAGAGUUUAAAAACCAAAUAGCUACUGCCAAAUGCGGAAGGUUUGAAUCAAACGGUAAAGAAGAACCAAGUUCAUUGAUGACUAAUUGUCAGAAUGAAGGCGAUAUAUUAUCUACAGUUAGCAUUAAGAAUUAUCAAAAUUAUCAAAACAACAAACAACAUGAAUCAGAAAACAUUUGCAAUGAUUUGCUGUCUGGGAUAAUGAGCGAUAUGAAUGCGGCAACCCCUAGUUUAAUAUAUGGAGAUAAUAGUGUUAUCUAUGAUAGAAAUAUAAAAGAAUUGGAAGGAGUCGACUUGCAAAAACGCUAUAGUAAAUUUUCCAUCGGUGGAGAAUUCAUUUUAAUUAGAUCCAAUAACGAUGGUGUCGAUUCAACGGGAAAUAGUCUUGCCAUUACACAGCGAGCAGAAUAUGCAGCAGAAUUUGGUGCAGAACGCUUGGACGAGGAAGAAUGGCUUCGAGAUUAUUUUAAAUGCAAAUUUAAAGGCGCAUCACAACUUAUUCGCUUAAGGAUUCAUAGUAAAGAACUUCAUUUUCUUCAAAAGGAACGGUAUAGUGAGAGAAAUUUGACGAUAAAUCGUGAUGAUCGACGUCGAUUGAUUGAAGAGCGUACAUAUCGUUUAGAAGUUCUUUUAACAUAUUUGAAGCUUCUGGAAUCUGGAUCAUAUCUGCUUCGCACUACUGACAAUGGCAAUAUGCAUAUCCUUCCGAAAUUGCGACACCUUUCGGAUGAGUCAAUAUUUUCUGGAUUGUUUUAA
Dracunculus medinensis (Guinea worm) is the source of this 2070-nucleotide messenger RNA. The record is from the annotation of a GenBank genome assembly. Lineage: Eukaryota; Metazoa; Nematoda; Chromadorea; Rhabditida; Dracunculidae.